This is a messenger RNA of Drosophila virilis, 2871 nucleotides long. Its product is annotated as protein DENND6B. The record is from RefSeq and is a predicted model, not a curated record. NCBI's taxonomy places the organism in Eukaryota, Metazoa, Arthropoda, Insecta, Diptera, Drosophilidae. Gene Ontology annotation, cellular component: recycling endosome. Gene Ontology annotation, molecular function: guanyl-nucleotide exchange factor activity.
AAAGGUGGCAACGCUGGCAAGCCAAGCACAAAUAAAUAACAUUAACAUUGAAGUGAAAGUAGAAUUAAGCAAUUUCCAUGCAACGUUAAACAAUAACAAUUGCUAAAAUUUGCAAAUCAUGAACACCGACGCUCGGCAACGGCAUAAAUCAAACGAUGAACAGGCGGCAACAGUUGCCAAUGCGGAUGCAGUGGGAAAGACAAGCGCAUCAACGAAUCAAUCGCCAGAUGAUUGGAUCCGUUUAUCACAAUGGGUGCAUUGUUUUUGUGUUGUUACCUUCGAUCUGAACUUGGGCCAGGCACUCGAAUAUGUCUAUCCCGCCGAGUUUAUGCCCAGCGAUCAGGAGGUGAGCAACAUUUGCUACAUGGCCUUCCCGGACUCCAAUUCGGGCUGCAUGGGCGACACCAAGUUCCAUAUGCGUCUGCGGGCCAUCCAAAAUGCCAAACAUAAAAUGCCCGCCACCAUGAACCAAUACAAUGGCGACUGUGCGCCGGCCAUGCGCUACGAUAGCAGCCACUAUUGGGGAUUCGUUUACUUUCGACAGAAACGCGAUCCGAACCUGCCGCGCGGCUAUUUCCAGAAGAGCUUAAUCAUUAUAACGCGGCUGCCGUUCUUCAAUCUGUACUACGAUGUGCUCGCCCAGCUGGCGCCCAAAUAUUUCGAGCAGGGCAACGAACUGCUGCGCCGCGCCUGCGACCAAAUCAACAGCCAGUGGCCAAUGCUAAUGGUCGGCCAGACGCUCAAGCUGCCGCUGUUCGAGUACAACUAUCAGAUAUGCAUACCCAAGGCGACCAGCAGCAGUCGCAAAUUGCAGAGCUUACAUGUUAACGCAGCAACACCAAUGCCGCCCAAUUCGCAGCCAGAGAUGCCCAUAUCGGUCAAGGUGCUGGCAUCUGUCAAUGAGCUGGAGCUGUUCCACAGUCUGAGCUAUGUGAUAGAGCAUCUGUAUACGCUGUGGGAGCUGGUCAUCACAGCUGAGCCCAUUGUUGUGGUUGGCACCUCACCCGCUGAUUGCUCGCACAUGGUGCAGGCUCUGGUUGCGGUAAUAGCGCCACUUGAAUACUGUGCCGAGGCGCGUCCCUAUUUUACCAUACACGACAGCGAAUUCAAGGAGUUCACCCAAGAGUGCACCAAUCGACCCAUACCAGCUGUCAUACUGGGCGUCACAAAUCCGUUCUUUGUGAAGCUGCUCAAGGAUUGGCCGCACAUGCUGCGUCUGGUGGAUAAUCAGAAGAACAUGCAACAGCAGCAACAGGAGCUGCUGCAGCAGCACAAGAAUACGCGCAAUGCCAGCGCCAAACUGCCGCCGCAGCCAAGCGGCAACAAUCACAACAUCCUCAAUGGCAGCCUGACGGCAGCGAGCGAUAGCUCAGCCGCCGGACUGCAUACCAAAUACAAGCCGUACCUAAAGAAGGACAAGGCGCUGAUCAAGAAAGUGCUGCUGGGCAUUAAAACGAAGCGGCCGGAUCAUGUGCAGACGGCGCUCAUCAGGCGGCAUCUGUUGGAGCUAACGCAGAGCUUUAUGAUACCGUUGGAGCGUUAUAUGGCCUCCCUGAUGCCGCUGCAAAAGGACAUCAGCCCGUUCAAGUCGGCGCCCAAUGCCCACUCAUUCAAGCUGGAUGAUUUUCUGCGCAAGGUCGAAGAAGCUGGCCCACAGCUAACAUCCACGCUCAAGGGCGAUUGGAAGGGCCUCUACAGGCGCUUCUUUCGUUCGCCCAAUUUUCGUGGCUGGUACGAGUCGCGGCAUCGGGAGCUGCAGCUAACGCUGCAAGAUCUACAGCUGCAGGCGCUGUCCGAGGCAAAUCUGGAGCAUUGGGCACACGACAAACAGGAAGUGGAAAUAAUUGAUAUGAUACUCAAACUAAAACAAAAACUGAAUCUCUACAGUGAUAAGACACAGCUCGAGGGCAACACGAAUACCACCCAACGGCAGAUAAGGGCGCAAAUUGAGUGCAUGAAAGGCCUGCUGCCGUCCGAUUUGAAGAAUGUUGUGAAUCUUUGAUCAUUAGCUAAAUGCGCCCAACCCCCCAACACACCUGCAAUCUGCCCUUAACUCAAUAUUAUAUAUAUAUAUAUAUAUAUAUAUAUAUAUAUAUAUAUAUAGCUGAGAGCUGUUGUAUGAUAUUUGGUUAAUUGCCUGGCAGUUACAACAACACGUUAAGUAAAUCCCUUAAAUCAUGUCUAGAUACGUUUAUAAAAGAUAUCUCCAUAUAAGUAUAUCUAUCCAUAAAUGUGUGUGUGUGUGUGUGUGUGUGUGUGUUGUUGGUUCCUUAAAGCGAUUUAGCUUGUAAGUAAAUAGAUUUGUAGAUGUGUACAAACAAAUAACCAUAUCCACAAUGUUUUCCAAAACCUCAACUUGUAUAUAUCUAUAACUAUAUAUAUAUAUAUAUAUAUAUAUAUAUAGUAUUUGGCUACGUUGCGCAACGAAUUAGUCACAUUAUCAUCGUUCAGAAAUAAAUCCUAUUCAUGUAAAACCAACAUUAGACGAUGGAUAUUACUGUUCCAUAUGCUCUUCAAGUGCUCCCACUUAUUAUAUAUAUAUGAUAUUAAUCCAUAGAAAGCUCAUUCCCGUUUUUGGUUGCGCCACAAAUUAACAUUAAGUUCGCUUUUACUUUAUCACUUUUAGCGCAUGUUCCAUUCCAGCAUUCCACAAGCAAAUUUUUAGGUUAGGAAUUAAAAAAAAAAACCUUUUCUUUAAUGUAUUUCUUUUCUGAGAACUUUUCUGUGUUGUUGUAAUUGUUUAACUUAUUCUUAAUCUGAAUUUGUCUUUCAAUCCAUGUUAAAUUUGCCAAUAUUUUUCGAAUCAACAAAAUUUUAGACUAUGCAGCGAAUAAUUUCAAUAAUACAAGUUCAUAUAUUUAAGUUGGAAAA